CUUCUACUUCAUUUUCUCAGCCUCCUUUUCAACUCUCUCUCCCUCUGAUUUUCCUUACAUUUUUUUCCAUCUCUCUCACCUGUGCUCAUUUCUGACACUUGACCUAGGAUUCAGCAAACUUUUCUGUUUUUGGUAAUAAAAAAAACAAGAAAAACUUAUAAAAAUCCCAUCUUUUGCUUCAAAUGGGGAGGCACUCUUGUUGCUACAAACAGAAGUUAAGAAAAGGGCUCUGGUCUCCUGAAGAAGAUGAGAAAUUAUUGAGGCAUAUUACUAAGUAUGGCCAUGGUUGUUGGAGCUCUGUCCCUAAGCAAGCUGGUUUGCAAAGAUGUGGGAAGAGCUGUCGGUUAAGAUGGAUUAAUUACUUAAGACCUGAUUUGAAGAGAGGUACAUUUUCUCAGCAAGAAGAGAAUCUCAUAAUUGAGCUUCAUGCAGUUCUUGGCAAUAGGUGGUCUCAAAUUGCGGCACAAUUGCCAGGAAGGACUGAUAAUGAAAUAAAAAAUCUUUGGAAUUCUUGCUUGAAAAAGAAACUCAGACAGAGAGGCAUUGACCCUGUUACACAUAAACCACUUUCAGAAGUUGAAAACAAUGGAGAAGACAAAACUUCACCUACCCACAAAACCCUAGAUAAAGAACUCAAUCUCCUUGAAGCCAAUAAUUCCUCCAAGUCAGCUCCAAUUUUACCAGACAAAAAACCAUCUCAACAUUCUAACACGAACACCAAUUCGAUGACGUCAUCCAUAAGUAACAAAGAUUAUUUCACAAGCAACUGUCAACCGUCGGAUUUGGUCGGAAAUUACCCUCUCCAGGGAUUAAAUUAUGCAAGACUCGCCACUCAUUCAAAUCCUUCACUUUGGUUUACUCAAUUAUCCAACAAAACAUUCGACAUGAACUCAGAAUUUUCUUCCACUUCAAUACCCACCAUUCUCCCGCCGACAACAAGCUCAUUUCUUACUUCAUCAAUGGCUUUCAAGCAUUCCGAUGAUCACCCUUCUUCAUUAUCCACCUUCCAGCUCAGCAACUCGCGGUUCUGGGAGGCGGGUGCGGCGAGUAAUAACAGUAACAGCAGCACCGGAAGCAGCGGCAACGCUGAGCUUCAAAGCAACAGUCCGUUCUUUGAGAACACUAUGUUUCCGUGGGGAUUAGGAGAUUGCAGUUCGACCGAAAAAGAGACGCAAAACCAGCUGAUCGGAAACCCACCGGAGGAAGUUAAGUGGCCUGAGUUUGUACAGAACCCGUUGCUGAUGGCUACGGCUUUACAGAAUCAAAACCAGCAAUCUUUAUACAAUGAGAUUAAAUCAGAAGCGCAUUUUUUCACUGAGAAUUCGAGUGGUAUGUGGGUUCAUAGCCAACAUCAACAGCAACAGCAAAAUGAAGGACCGUACCAUAAUUCUGAUAUUUGUCCGAAAGAAAUUCAAAGACUUACAGCAACUUAUGGACAUAUUUAGAGGAGGAAAUUAAGAUGCAAUUCUCUACCUAUUCCUUUAAUUUCAAAGGUGUGUGCCAUAGUUUAUAGAUUUCAUUUUCUCAUGUACAUAGGUCUGAUACAAAAACCAGAACAUUUCUCAUCACUGCUUUUAAAAUAUUUGUGAACCCCAAAAAAAAAUUGUUAGCUUAUUUGAUUUGAUUUUUCAUUUUAGUUCUUGGGUGUGGGGCAGAAUUGCAGAAUAUAUAAGGGUUCUGCCAGUGUAUUUCUUCUCCUCUUUUACCUCAUUGCAUAUGCAUCAUAGUGUUGCAAUUUUAUCUGUAAACAAUCCAAACAAAUUGUAAUUGAUCCAUGGAUUUAUAAUUUAUUCCCUUUUUCCUUU
Messenger RNA from Mercurialis annua (annual mercury), 1805 nucleotides. Its product is annotated as transcription factor MYB61-like. The record is from RefSeq and is a predicted model, not a curated record. The coding region runs from base 183 to 1445 and encodes 420 amino acids. The transcript is spliced from 3 exons. NCBI's taxonomy places the organism in Eukaryota, Viridiplantae, Streptophyta, Magnoliopsida, Malpighiales, Euphorbiaceae. Gene Ontology annotation, biological process: regulation of stomatal movement.